Kuraishia capsulata CBS 1993 is the source of this 1227-nucleotide messenger RNA. RefSeq lists its product as uncharacterized. The transcript has a single exon. The coding region runs from base 1 to 1227 and encodes 408 amino acids. Gene Ontology annotation, molecular function: oxidoreductase activity. The record is from RefSeq and is a predicted model, not a curated record. Lineage: Eukaryota; Fungi; Ascomycota; Pichiomycetes; Pichiales; Pichiaceae.
AUGCCUCUUCUCCAGACAAGCCUGCCGGAAUUAACCGGUGUUUACAACAGUAAACUUGUCAAACUUGUCAAAAAGCCGUUGAAAGGAAGUAAGCUCGUCAGAGGGAAAGAGUACCCGAUCGGCUUAGAUCUGGUUGUGGAGUCUCAGGAUGGAACCUUAUCAGGACUUGAUAUUGCAGAAGUGAACCAGUUUUUCCAGGAUUUGGGAGAAUCUGGAACACUAUUACAACUUAUCACGGAACAUGGGCUGGUGAUAAUUCAAAACUUGAACUCCACGGAUCCAGAGCAUUAUUCCCAGAUUGUCAAUAGCUUUUUCAAGGCUCAACAGUACCAUGAGUUCGAGCAAGUUGGUUUGUUAGCGGUUAGAGAGAAGGUUAAGAAGGCGGUCAGUACUGUUGGUAAUGACGAUAAAUUGAACAAAAACCUCGGCAAGUUGAGUGCUCAUCAAGAGUUCUCCAGAUAUCUUGAUUAUCCUCAUGUUUUGACUUUUUUUGCUGAAAAGGCACCCAAGUUGGGUGGUGGGCAGUCCACUACAACGCAUGCAACAGAGUUGUUUGAUCGCGUUGUUAACAAAUUCCCUGAGUUCAUUAGGGAUCUGUAUGAAAAACAAGGAAACCAUGUUUCUCAAAAAUUCAGCUACAAAGUUUCUGGUGAGUCAAAAUUCAAAAUUUCCUGGACGGACGAAGGAGCCUUUGGCAAAUAUAUUACCCAGGAGGAGAAAGACAGCGAAGAUAUAGAGGCCAUGAAGGCUAAGGCAGUUCGUCUUGCAAACGAACGUGUUAGCAAGAAUGUUGAGUUCGACGAACAUCAUGACUUAAUUCUUCACCAAACCAGUGACAUAGUCCAGAUUCACCCUCUUACAAAAAACCCAAUCAUCUUCAGUAGUUUGCCUACUUAUUACGGUGGUUAUUAUAAGGCAAAGAAGGGUAAAACAGAGGAUGAGAUUUCUCAGUUGACUCCUCCUCCUCUCUCUUAUGGUGAUGGUGAUUUGAUACCGGAGAAGUACCUCGAUUAUUUGUUUGAGCAAUCCCAGGAACUUGAGUAUACUCAUGAUUUCGCUGACGGAGACAUUCUGUUUUUGGACAACUUUUCCGUUUACCAUGGUCGCAACCCAUAUACACGGGGUGACAGGACAAUCCUGGCCAGUUUUUGGGAGCAGAAAGAUUCAAGCAGACCAAAACCGUAUAAACCACAAACUUUGGAGGAGCUCAUAAAACCCUCGAUUUGA